CAAGGAAGAACAUACAUAAUCAUUUUUGCCAAUAGAGAGGGAGAUCUCUCUCUUCGCUCUUUGGUCGUCACUGGUCUUUGUUUCUCCUUCGAUUCUCUCCUUGGAGCUCGAGUCGAUUUCUUCUUUCUCAGAUCCACCAGAUUGUUUUGAAACUAAUUGCUCGAAGCUCAAGGAUGGAUACUACUAGAGAUGAUGAAUUCACAUUCUCAAAGGUUGCGUCACCAGAUAGUGAAGUUGUUCUCGAGGCGAAAGAACUUGCAUCAGAUGUGGGAAAUAUUACCCUUAAAGAUGGAUUAGAUCAACAAAGCAAUGGUCUUAUUUGGAAAGACAAGUCUCUUCCUCCUAAAGAAGAGACAGUAGGUUCUUUGUCUUUUACAGUGAUUGAUUCUUCUUCAUCUUCGAAAAAGCCGUCCAGUGAAUCAUCUGAGACUUUCAAAACUCCAGCUAGAAAGCCUAUAACUCGUACCAAAGUUCCCUUUGAAAAGGGUUAUAGCCAAAUGGAUUGGAUGAAACUUACACGAACACAUCCUGAUCUUGCAGGCUUGAAGGGAGAGUCAAACAGGAGGCUUAUUCCAAUGGAUGAAGUAAAGAAGCACAAAUCAGGAGAUUCAAUGUGGACUGUUUUGAAAGGUCGCGUGUACAACAUAACGCCUUAUAUGAAUUUUCAUCCUGGAGGUGUCGAUAUGCUAAUGAAAGCAGUUGGAAGAGACGGUACGCUAUUGUUCAACAAAUACCAUGCUUGGGUCAAUUUUGAUAUCUUACUUGAGAAAUGCCUUGUUGGUGUUUUGGAUGAUACGAAAGCGAAGAAGCAAGAAGCCUAAUCGCUAUUGCUAACAAACACGCUGAGAUGAUCAUAUAUAUUACUCGUGUAGAGGAAUUUACAAGUCAAUGAGAAUUUAAAUUGUGUUACCAUUCUGAUUCUUCAAAUGAAAACGCUGAUCACUAUAUGUACUGUGUACUAGACUUUUGAUGUCAAUAUAUUCAAAGCUUCCAGGGAA
Molecule: messenger RNA, 998 nt
Organism: Camelina sativa (false flax)
Lineage: Eukaryota; Viridiplantae; Streptophyta; Magnoliopsida; Brassicales; Brassicaceae
Product: cytochrome b5 domain-containing protein RLF
Cellular component (GO): cytoplasm
Molecular function (GO): cytochrome-b5 reductase activity, acting on NAD(P)H; heme binding
Source: RefSeq, a predicted model, not a curated record